ACGUGGGUCAGUGCUUUAUCGUACCAUCACUUCCUGCUCAGUGUAGUUUGGUUGAGAAAAACCAGAGCGCAAACAGUUCUGCAAGCCAAUGUAAUACGAAUGGAAUUCGCUUUAACAAGAUGCCUCCGGUGCAGCACAUUUCUGAAGACCAUUGGAACAUAAAAACAUACAAAUAUAUUUUUUGAAAAAAAAAAAAAAGAUUUUUCUGCAAGUGGGUUUUAAAAUCGGGGGUUUGUGCAGAGAACGUUAACACAAUGUCGAGGGGUAAUCUUUGGACAACUUUUAAGUCAGCCCUUAAAACGCCGAACGAUGGUCCGUUGGAUCUCGACGACGGCACUCCGUUUGAUUUCUCGGACGAAAUGCUGGACGAGGAGUUGCCCAAGUUCAACAGACUCAGAGUGGUGGUAUCGGAUGAGAUGAGUGACUCUUCGGUCAUCCCUCACGCUGCCUCGGCUGUCAACGGCAGACGUAUUAAUUCGGCAGUAUCUGAUGAUGAUUCUUUACUGGGUUCCUCGUCAAGCCUUCAGAACCCGGGGAUUCAUUUGGACCAGUGUGACGGGUGCACAAAGAAAAAAGAACAAUUCAAACAGAACAAAGUGAAAAAGAAGCUAGCUUUCGCUGCUAUUUUAUACUUUCUCUUUAUGAUAGGAGAACUUAUAGGUGGUUAUGUCGCCAAUAGCCUUGCGAUUAUGACCGAUGCGCUGCACAUGUUAACGGAUCUCAUCGCUAUUGUUGUGUCCUUGCUUGCAUUGUGGCUGUCGGCAAAACCACCAACUAAGAGGUUCACCUUUGGAUUGCAUCGUCUAGAGGUCAUUUCUGCUGUUAUCAGUGUAUUGCUCGUAUACAUACUCGCAGCAAUCCUGCUGUAUGAAGCUGUUCAGAGAACUAUCCACCAGGAUUUUGAUAUUGACGGUGAUGUGAUGCUCAUUACUGCUGCAGUUGGUGUUGCUGUGAAUCUAAUAAUGGGAUUCAUACUGAAUCAGUCAGGACACCUCCAUUCCCACUCCCACGGGCCCUCGCAGCACCCUGCCAGCUCAGGACAAGGGGGACAUGGGCACAGCCAUGACAAGAGUCAUGGCAGCCUGGCAGUGAGAGCUGCCUUCAUACACGCCUUGGGAGACCUGGUUCAAAGCGUCGGGGUGCUGGUGGCAGCUUAUAUCAUCCGCUUCAAGCCAGAGUACAAGAUUGCGGACCCUAUCUGCACCUAUGUGUUCUCCGUGCUUGUGCUGUUUACAACCUUACGAAUCAUGUGGGACACUGGGAUUAUUGUAUUGGAAGGUGUUCCGAAACAUUUGGAUGUGACCCGUAUCAAAGAAGAUCUAUUGAAACUUGAAGACGUGUAUUCAGUAGAUGAUCUCAAUGUCUGGGCGCUGACUGCUGGCAAAACGGCUGCAGUCGUGCAUUUGCAGCUCAUUCCAGACAGCUCAGCUAAGUGGGAAGAAGUACAAUCAAAGGCCAGGCUUCUCCUCCUGAACACAUACGGAAUGUAUAAGUGCACCAUUCAGGUGCAAAGCUUCAGGCAGAGGCUACCUCAACUGUGUAUGAAAUGCCAGAGUUCUUGUGCUUGAGGAUCCAGGUUCUUCCUGAGUGUCGCGUGUGCAGCACAGUCUGGAACAGUCAUUGGAUUUCUCAGACUUGGUUGCUAAGCUGCGGAAGUAUGGCCAGGUGACGUCACUGAGAGGUUGAGUGGAGGACAACUGCCAGCUUUCUGAGAUUUAAUACACGAAGCAGCUGAGUAAUUCUUACCUUUAUGUGGACUUAUGUAUUUGUAUUGCUACCUUAAUUCUACUUUUGGUAUAUUCUUAUUUUUAUUUGAUUAUUAUGAUAUCAUUAGAUGGGCCAGCACAUGCCCGAUGUCUUGUUUUAUUCAGGGCUUUAAUUUGCUUAUUGGUAUAUCUUCUCUUCAUUUCUGCAAAUAUUUCUUUUAAGCCAGUGGCACACAGAAGUAGCAAAGACAAAAGUGAUUCAUUUGCAUUUAUUAUUUGCAUGUUUACCUAUCUUUUUAUUUUGAUACUCCAUUCUGCAUUAGGUCAUGACCUGACAUGAAUCAAAUUAAUGACAAGCAUUGUCCAGCAUAUUGAGUUUUCUCAAUUUUUUUUUUUUUAAUAUAACAAAUAUUUGUAUUAAAAAAUAGAUAAUAUAAUCGAAAUAUCUAGGUUGACCUUCAAAUCGUACAGUCCAACCAACAUUUGCUUAUUUAAUGAUGGAUAAGUGCAAUGUCUUUAUCAAUGUUUUAUCAGUAAGCUGCAAUAAUGUAACAAUUGUAGACAUUAGUGCGAGUAUUAGUGACAAGUCGUCCCCCCCCCUUGAAACAGACAAAAACACGUGAAGUUCCGCUAGGGUCUGAUUGUUAUUCACUCAUUAGGUGACAUCACUAAGAGGUUUUGGGGGAGCUGACACAUGAUACUGCAGUAAAGUAAGUCUGACUUGCUAGCAAGACUUGCAUACUCGAGCUGAUGGGCUCAAUUAUACAUUGUUAUAGCACAGGCUAUGCAGUAUGCAUUUCUUCAGAAUGUUCUUGUAUAUAAUAAUGAUAUUUCCAAUCAAUUUGUCAUGAUACACAGACAACGCCUAUGUGCAGAAUACUUAGCAAUCCCAUCAUACCACCAACAUUGCAUUUUGUUCUUGUUCAUAUUGAGCUGAAACGUUUUUGCACUGACAGUCAGUAUUCGCCAACAAGUAUUGGGACAUGCAUACUACAUAUUCGUUUGUGUAUAAACAGCAUUUUAUCACUAUGUAUUGCAAUGCAAGGGAACUUUUUUCUUUCUGGAAGUUCACUGGCACCUCUCCAUAAAUAGAGCCUGUUGUGUGCUAAAUGAUCAGGAAGUUGGAUUCUUUGAAAUGCAUGUACAAGUGGAUGUAGGAAGCUGUGAUCAAGCCCCUAUACACCCCCUGAUUUCUUGGGGCACCCCUCUCAUAAGUGGCUGAAAGGGGUGCUUGGCAGUGGCGUGAACAGUAACUGUUUCAGCACUUUAGCCCCUCGUGAAACUCCAAACUCACUGUAAAUCAUAUGUAAUUUGUUUUUGUCUGUGAUUUGCAAUAUGUUGAAACGUGUAACCGAUAUUCAUAUCACUUACAAAAAUGCAUAUUAUUAUUAUAAUACAAUUGAUUACUUCACAAUUUCAACUGUCGCUGCUCUGAAGACUACAAUUUGACAUGUGCUGCUGUUGUCCUUCCAGUUAGUGUUAGUAGAGCUGUAAAAGGCAGACUGUGUGUGUUUGGGCGCCCCCUGGUGCAGUUGUAUAUGCAAACCAGAUACUUGAGAAUUUAUUUUAACAUGGCCGAACUUACUUUACUAUGAUAUGCAGAAGAUGAGUCUGCCGUUCUGUGCAGCCUCACUGUUUUAAUGAUGCCUAUAUUUCCAAAGCAUUUUAAUCUACAAUUUGUGCCAAUAACUCACAAAAGCUACCUUCUUGUUAUAUUGUUUUGAUGUAGAAAAGAAAGCACUUGCAACUAAAAACACAGACAUGUGACUGGUGCAAUAUGCAGUAUUUGACACAAAUUAAUCUUUAAUGUUUUUGCAAUUUCUAAAUGCAUAAAUAACAUUACUGAGUUAAAGAUGCUACAUUUAUUUUUUGGCAGGUUUUUACUUCACCUGAGAAGUAACAUUUUGUGUUAUAAGUGACAAAACUUUAUUGCAUUUAAUAAAGUUGUACAGCUGUAUAUAUCACAACUGGCAUAUUUGUUGUCACCGAGUAUAUUUACAUUUUGAAUUAAUUGUACUUGAAUACCCUCUCCAUCUCAUUUCUCAAUUAAAAUACAUACUGUGUUUGAGAGUGUCUCACUAAUAAAAUGGGACUUGUGGUUCACAUAUGUGUGUCACAGAGAGAGGCAGUAUUUCCUAGAAGUGGCUUAGCUGUUUGUAAGUCUAUAGCAGGGAGUCGUUAUAUAUGUUACACUCAUAGUCAGGAUUCGGUCAGUGACUGACACAAAUAACCAUUUUGCGAUUUGAGCACUUGACAGAUUAUCAAAGAACAAAAUGAAAGGUUACAUUUCGCAAUUUGAUUAUAUCGCUUUACUCAAAGACCGAAGAAGAUGUCUCUUCUUUUGUGUUUUGUUCUUUGCUUGUUUGAUAUUUUCCAUUUCGCAAUUUGAUCAAAAUAAUCUGCUCAAACACCAAACCUUUCAUUUUGUUCUUAAUAAUUUGUCAAUGCUGAAAUUGCGAAUUUGUCAGUCAUUGACCAAAUCCUGACUAUGAGUGCAACAUAUACAUUACAUUAUAUACACAUUUUAAAUCGUGUAGUGGGUCCAAUUCACAGAAAUGAUCAAUUCUGUAAGUGGAGGUAGGCAUGGUGCCCAAACCUGACCCAGACCUAUUUUUCCUACCUGAACUGUUUAAAAGCCAGUUCUGCUGAAAUUGCCAUUAGAGCACUACUAAAGAGAUGCAUGUAGUUCAUUGCUUUAUUAAGAAUUAAACAGGACAUUGCUGAAAUGAA
Messenger RNA from Acipenser ruthenus (sterlet), 4436 nucleotides. RefSeq names its product probable proton-coupled zinc antiporter SLC30A4. Gene Ontology annotation, cellular component: plasma membrane. Bases 255 to 1568 code for a protein of 437 amino acids. Gene Ontology annotation, biological process: zinc ion transmembrane transport; response to zinc ion. The record is from RefSeq and is a predicted model, not a curated record. The transcript has 8 exons. Lineage: Eukaryota; Metazoa; Chordata; Actinopteri; Acipenseriformes; Acipenseridae. Gene Ontology annotation, molecular function: zinc ion transmembrane transporter activity.